Molecule: messenger RNA, 849 nt
Organism: Manduca sexta (tobacco hornworm)
Lineage: Eukaryota; Metazoa; Arthropoda; Insecta; Lepidoptera; Sphingidae
Gene: amrt
Product: TM2 domain-containing protein CG11103
Exons: 1
Coding region: 97-648 (183 amino acids)
Source: RefSeq, a predicted model, not a curated record
GAUUAGAAUCUGACAUCUGACAACUAUUGGUGUCAAGUCAAAUUGCACAGUUAUGUUGUUUUUAUUUAUAAAUAUGUAAUCACGGUCGUGUUAAAUAUGAAACAUGCUAAGAAGUUGAUCGUAGUGCUAUCUGUAAUAGUCAUAGCACUUCCAUGUAGUUCCAGUGAGAGUGAUCCGUAUGCUAAAGAACCAUAUCAACCAUUGGGUCCUCUAGUGAAAUGUAGUUUCUUACCCCUAGAAUUCCUUGAGUGCGACGAACCUAUUGACCACAAAGGUAACACGUCCGCUAAAAACUCUACCGGAUUUGGGUGCACUAAAUUUGGUGGCGUCAGAUACGAUUCAGUUGAGAAAACAAGACUGCAGUGCAAAGCAUUGGAUGGCAUCGAAUGUUUUGGUCCCAGGAGCUUCCCACGUGACGGAUUCCCUUGCGUGCGGUACUCGGGGCACUAUUUCACCACUACCUUAAUAUAUAGCAUACUGCUUGGAUUCCUAGGCAUGGACAGAUUCUGUCUUGGACAGACAGGAACGGCAGUGGGGAAACUACUUACAUUAGGAGGUUUAGGUAUAUGGUGGAUUGUUGACGUCGUCUUACUGAUAACUAAUAGUCUUCACCCAGAGGAUGGCAGUAAUUGGAACCCUUAUGUUUAAGUUGUAUUUUAGUAUUGUUCCUACAUUGUUAUAAUUUGUGGAUUCUCUCACCUGAAUCAUCAGUCUACUGAAUGUCAUGUCAUAGAAGCUCAUAUAUUAUUUUGUCAUGUAUAAAGUUUAGGCCUUGCGGGCGAUUGUGAUAUUUUUCAUAAAAUGAAUGUAAAUAAAUUUAUCUAAUAAAAAUAUUAUUGUUAAAUCUCA